This is a messenger RNA of Lachancea thermotolerans CBS 6340, 1782 nucleotides long. RefSeq names its product Snx41p (gene SNX41). Gene Ontology annotation, biological process: retrograde transport, endosome to Golgi. Lineage: Eukaryota; Fungi; Ascomycota; Saccharomycetes; Saccharomycetales; Saccharomycetaceae. Gene Ontology annotation, molecular function: phosphatidylinositol binding. The record is from RefSeq and is a predicted model, not a curated record. The transcript has a single exon. Bases 1 to 1782 code for a protein of 593 amino acids.
AUGAAUGCUUUUGACGAAAGCGACGAGGAAGAUAACAACCCUUUCUCUGGUACGAACCACUUGUAUGCGUCGGGAAUAGCUGCGGUUCAUGAAGGCCAGGAUGACUUCGUUCCGCCAGCAAUAUUGACAGAUAUACAGGAGAAGGAGGAGUCUAGAGAGGAGCUCAUGAAUCAGCUCUUUGGCGGCGAGACUAGCAACAUAGUAGACUCGCAGCAAGACUCCGUUAUAGGCUUGCAGAGUGAAUACAGAGAGCCAAGCUUGGAAAGAGAACAGCCUCAGAGCGAAAGCCGGAUUCCAACAUUUUCCUCGCAGAUUGAGGAUCGCAAAAUUAAAAUAAUCGAUGCAGGUCACUUUAGGGACGCUUAUGGAAAGUACGCAAUUGGCUACACUAUAGAGUUUGCUGGCAAGCAGGUAGUCCGGCGGUACUCCGAGUUUGAUACCCUCAGGCAUGCUUUGUACCGUCUUCUACCAACAGUCAUAGUGCCUCCAAUCCCCUCUAAGCAUCCAUUAAUAAGAUACUUCCUAAAUCCACUGAGCGCUGAGAAAGACAUCCGAAUCAUUGAAAGAAGGAAACGACUUUUAUCCUUGUUUUUAAGCAAUUGCUACGCCGUUGAAGAAAUAAGGGAGCACGUCGUGUUCACUAAGUUUCUCGAUCCCGAGCAGAACUGGAGGAAUGUUAUCAACUCGCCUCCAAUAUCUAUUAUUCCCACUAACAACUUGCUUGCCCCGCCUCUGCAGCCGACUAAGCCAAGCCCGUUACAUCUACUGCUUCCAAAUGUCACUUUAUCAAGCAAUCGCGGCGAAGACUACGAAAUGUCCGAAGAGAUGCUUGAAAAAGAGAGAUGGUUCAAGGAUACGGAAGAUAUUCUCAAAAAGUUCGAGAAGGUUUUGCAACCGCUUGAAAAGACCUCUAAACAGAACCGGGUUCACUUUCAGUCCUUAGCGUCGUCACUAGCAGAGCUAGGCGCAUAUUAUAAUGCAUUCAGCUUAGAGGGGAACAUUUUGACGAUUAAAGAUAAACUUCAGCUCGUGGAUGAGCUUUCAAAAGGGAUAGAAAAGGUGGGACAGGCCAUUGACGUUAACUAUGUGAGUACUGAAAUUGUGUCUGAGCACGUCAUGACCCUAAUAGAGGAGCCAGUUGCAGAAAUGCUUCAGUUUAUAGUGGAGGCUCGUUAUGUGCUCCGCUUUCGGGCUUUAAAGAUGACACAGUUUUGCAUUGUUGAUUCUACAAUCAAGAAGAGGAAAGCCAGAAUCAACGCUCUGCAAGAAGCACAGGAGCAAAUGCAAAGACUCGAAGAAGCACUGCGUCAAAAUGCAGAACAGUCACCAACGGUCGCGCAGGCAGUUAAAAACAUGGAUAAUAACGGCGCGGCGACGGCUGGCUCCGCCUCCUCGCCAAACCAAAUGCCCCAAAAUAAGGAGAGAGGCACGAAUGGCUGGACAGACCUUUUCAAAUCUAAGGGAUCUCAUAGGCCGCGUUCGUCCUCAACUGCCAAGGAGCUUGCGCCUCACCUUCUAAGCGACGACCAACGCAAAGAAGAAGUCGCUAAAAUCACACAAGAGCUUCAAAAACUGAAUGAGUGCUUUAAGCUAAUUACAAAAGACAUAUUACAGGUCAACAGCUCCGUUUCAAACAGCUUUCAACACCUUGUUAGCUACUUGAAAGACAGGUUUUCUGUAAUCUUCAAGUCAUUUGCACAUGUUCUCCUUGUAUGGCUCAAAGACUCCCUGCUAGCUUGGCAAAAUGCCAGGGCAAUGAUCAAUAACAUACAAGUUACCUAA